AUUGCUGACCUUCCUCCUCCUCCUCCACCACCACCUCCUCCUCUCCCCACAUCCCCUGCCAGCCCUCUUUGCCCACCAGGCCUCAACAAGUCCCCAGACCGCUUUGUUAAAAUGUCUUCGGCUCCCUUCCCACUCGUCACUGCUCAAGCUUUGCAGGGCGUCAAACUUCGCUCGGUCAAGAACCAAGAAGGCCUGACUGGUGUCAUGUUAGCCGAUUCUAUCCAGAAUCCACUAAGCGAAGAAGCUCAGCCAGAUAGGGCUGUGCUGUCUAAUGCUGAUGAUCAACCAAUUGGAACUGGACAACAAAUUGAUCCAGGUACACAUGAACCCAACAUAACUUUAGUGGGCAACUUUGAUUGCUCAACCAAUGGGUACGCAAAGCAACCUGGAUGCAAAUCUGAAAACUGCAACCUAACAAAAAGUGAUGUGAGGACACCCAACGAUAAAUCGCCUUUUGCUGAUCUUCUGAGCCAAGACGGCAUUAUCGCUAACCAGAGAAACUCUGAGCCGAAGCUAACCAAUGGCAAAACUCCUCAAGAAAUCCAGAAAAAUCAACAAGAGGUGGGAAAUCCAGAUGCUGCUCCAGCAAAUGAUCAAGUCUCCAGUCUUGAAAGUUCCUGGGUCAAAAUGUCCUAUGGUUUGGACAAAAAAUGCAUAAACACAAUCAUCCAACAACCGUUUUUGCAACAUCAAGUCACAGAUACGUUACCAGAUGCUAAGCUAACUGAGCCUGCAGAGAAACAGGGAAACUCUUCAUACUGGACCCUCUCCGAACAGAAAUAUGAGUCUCACAGAGAGAGCAGGACAAUACUGUCAGAGCGCAAAGACGAAAUGAAGACAAAGAAUCGUUCAGAAAUGUGGAAUGGUGUCACUCAUGAGGAUUCAAAGAGUGAUUUAAAACAGAGUAAGCCAGGUAGUCCAGGGAAACUCCGCUCCCCAGAGAAGCCAACCCUGCCGAAGAAGCCUGACCUCUGCAUUCUUGGUCUCAUGGAGUCCCCUGAGGUGAGACGAGGACCAGGUGGUCAAUCACAACCUCCUGCUGAUUCCUUGUGCACACCUUUGCAAGCACAUCCGCACCUGACUUGCGCCACUGCAGACAAAACGGCAACUACUAAAAGCUCAGUGUCACAAAUUUUACCUGCACACUUAAUGACCUCUGCUUCUGCACCUGCAAACACAACACCUGCCAGCAUCAGCUCACCUGGCAACUCCCCUCAUAGGCAGAAGCCACCGAUUUUGCACAAGAAGCCAGAUUUGUCACUGACUUCACCUAAAACAAACAAACCAUCUAGAAAUACAGAUGUGGCAUCCCAAGGCACUACAGGGACUGGUCGCACCUUAGGGACCACGGGGGCCUCGGGGAACAUGGAUACCACAAGGGCUAGAAACACCGUAAAUGGGACCAUGUCACGAAGUUGGGGAACCUCUGAGACCUGUGGUGCUUUCGGUAACUCAAGGGCGCAUGGAGCUACUUCCCUCCAGCGAGGGGUUACCCAAACUGCAGGAACAGACCCUUGGAUCAUCAAGACAAAUCCUCAUGAGGAUGAUGAGAAAAUAUUCCAUAACAGCAUGAUGAGGUCAUCGCUGGCUGAAGACGAGGAGGAAGACGAGAAGGAGAAGACAGGGAUAAAGACAGCGGUGAUGAUGAUGACGUCCACCACAAGGAAAAAAGACAAAGCAAGGAAGAGGAGGAAGAGGAGGCCAGGCAGGCAACUGCUGAUGAUGUCGUCAACAAUGGAGCCCUCCCACUCCUCCUCCUCAUCAUCAUCAUCGUCAUCGUCAUCUUCCUCCUCGUCUGGAGAUGAGCGAGACGUGGCGAAAAAGAGAACGAUGAGUCAGAGAGGGAGGAUGGCGACAGUGUGCAAUCAAGACACCAGUGACUCCGAGAACUCCUGCACCCUGAUUGGUCAGAGCAGGUGCUCCCUCAGCAGCGCGCUGUCCACCGACAGCCUGCGAGCGGGGUCGUCGCUUCCAGACCUCCUGAUACAAGAAGAAGAGGAGGAGCAGAGGAGCAAAGAGGGAGCAGACAGGAGGAGGGAGGCGGUGAAGGAGGACCAAGGACCUCCAGAUGCUGAUGUGUUUGUCAGCGUCUCCGCAGACCAGAUGUUUAUCUCCGGUCAACCACGGACCACGGAGGACCUGUUCGCUGUCAUCCACAGGUCUAAGAGGAAGAUGCUCGGAAGACGAGAUUCAGAAGACGGUACAAACCGUUUCCCGUCCUCCUCUUCCUCUUCCUCCUCCUCCCGUCCGGGCACCCCCGCCAACCCUUUGCCCUGUUUGACCCGCCUUAUCAUCCCCAGAGGUCAAAGGUCGGCUCGCAGCGAGAGCUUUAAGGCCCUCCUGCUGAGGAAGGGCAGUCGCUCUGAUUCGGCAUCUCGAAUUUCGGCCGUCGAACGGCUUCGCAUUCUUGCUACUCCUGCGACUACUAGCGACCUCCAGAGUGUAGCGCCGCUGCCUCCGCCACCGCCGCCGCCGCCAGAUCAAGACAAACACCCAAGCUUGUCCCAAACCUCGGACACAUGUGAUGUCCACCUCACGCCAGACAUGUCUCCGUACGAUCAGAGCUUCUCCAUGAUCGGGUUCGGAUGGGGGCGGAGGGAUCUGACGCAGACUCCCCUCCUCCUCACCUCCUCCUCCUCCUCCUCUCACUUCCUCUUCCUUUCCUCCUCCUCCUCCUCCUCCUCCUCCAUACGUCCUCGCUCCCUCACUCCUCCCUGCUCCUCUAGCCGGCGCUAUGCCGCCCGCUGCCGCCUCUACGCCGCCCCCAUGACCGCCAUCUUUGAAGGAGGAAGUGAGGAGGAGGAUGAGGCUUUCACCGGAGGAGAGUCAAGCCAGAGGUUGGUUGAGAUUUCGUGAUGUGGACUCGAUGCAUUUAUGGAGAUAGUUUGGAUUGGACAGGACGUCGUUGGAGCUGCGUGACGCCGCCUCCUCAGAUCGCAGGAGAUCUGAGCUGAACGUGAUGAUAUCGGGCUCAUGGACACGUCGCACUGCCCCCGCAAACUGAACCGAAAAUCGGACAAACCUGCUGACUGACGCAUUUCAAUGAAUGUAUUGAAGCACACUUGGAAACUUUCGAAAACUACGGAAGCCUCGAGAGGACACGCAUUUAUUUACGCCUCACGAUCAUGGAAUUAUGAUCUCAAGAAAAUCUUUCUUUCUCCGGUUAAUGUGCUUAAAUCUCACUUAUUAUCUUGCAUUUUUAUUUUUUGCUUGAUUUGUCUUUUUUCCAACUUUUACGGAAGUUACAUUUGUAUUUUAUUUGUUACAUAGAAUAUAUUUUACUGCGAUGGAGUAUUAGG
Plectropomus leopardus (leopard coralgrouper) is the source of this 3299-nucleotide messenger RNA. The record is from RefSeq and is a predicted model, not a curated record. Lineage: Eukaryota; Metazoa; Chordata; Actinopteri; Perciformes; Serranidae.